UUUUCAGAACGACACCGUUUGGACCCAUAAUUUUCACUUUUUAGCUCUCCUCCCUUUCUUCACUUAAAAAUACCAGUCAAAAAGCUGCUCCCUUUACUCUCCACUCUCUACUUCCAUGGCUUCCCUGAACUCCUAAUUUAUUUUCCUACAAAAAAAAUUAAAAGAAAAAUUAAAAAAAUGGCUUCCCAUUACCCCCUCAUUUUCUCUCUCCUUUUCUCUCUACUACUGACACUUUCUCUCUCAUUCGAUGACGACGUAAAAUGCUUACAGGGUGUAAAAUCGUCACUUUCCGACCCCGAAAACCGCCUUUCUAACUGGCACUUCGACAACACUUCUGUAGAUUCAAUCUGUCGACUUACUGGAGUUUCUUGCUGGAACGAGAAGGAGGACCGUCUCCUCUCCCUCCAGCUCCAGUCGAUGCAACUUUCCGGGAAACUACCUCCGUCGCUUCAAUUCUGCCGGAGUUUACAGACACUUGUACUCUCCGGAAACCAAAUCUCAGGCGAAAUCCCACCUCAAAUCUGUGACUGGUUGCCAUAUUUAGUAACCCUAGAUCUCUCCGGGAAUGAGCUCACGGGUUCAAUUCCAGUCCAGAUCGAGAACUGCAAGUUUUUGAAUAGUUUAAUAUUGAGUGAUAAUAAGCUUUCUGGGUCGAUUCCCUUUGAAUUGGGGAGAUUAGAUAGGCUCAAGAAGCUUUCCCUUGAUGGGAAUCGGCUUUCGGGUACGAUACCGGAUGAGUUAGGCAAGUUUGGGAAAGAUGGGUUUAGUGGGAAUGAUGGGCUUUGUGGGAAUGUUUUGGGGAUGAGAUGCGGAAGGAAUGGCAACCUUAAGGUGGUGAUUAUUGGCGGUGUUAUCGGCGGUGGCGGUUCGCUUCUGUUAGGGUUUAUGAUUUGGUGGUGGUGUUGUUGGGAUCACAGGAAGAAAGAAGAUGAGGUGGUGUUUGACGGAGAGAAAGGCGGUGUUGGUGGUGGGAAUUUUGUGGGUUGGGUUGGGAAAUUGGGUGCAAAUAAGAACAUUCAAGUAGUGUUCUUUCAGAAACCAAUUGUGAAGAUUCGGGUGGCGGAUUUGUUAAUCGCCACAAGUGGUUUCAGUGAUGGGAAGAUCGUUAAUACCACGAAAACCGGUGAUUCAUAUGGGGCGGUGUUGAGAGAUGGAUCGGCAUUGGCGAUUAAGAGACUGAGAGGGUGUAAUAAGGCAAGUGAUAAGCAGUUUAGGUCGGAGAUUAACCGUUUAGGGCAGUUAAGGCAUCCAAAUUUGGUACCUUUGUUAGGGUUUUGUGUUGUUGAAGAUGAGAAAUUGGUGGUGUAUAAAGAUAUGAGUAAUGGUAGCCUAAACUCAUGGUUACACUCUGGUGGGAUUCCCAAUCAAGGUAGUGUGUUGGAUUGGCGAGCAAGGGUUAAGAUUAGUGUUGGUGCAGCUAGAGGGUUAGCUUGGCUCCAUCAUGGUUGCCAACCCCCGAUCAAACACCAGAACAUAUGCUCGAAUGUGGUAUUACUCGAUGAUGAUUUCGAAGUUAGGAUCACUGAAUUUGGGUUGGUUAGGCUCAUGGGUAUGGGGAAUUCAAAUGGUAGCUCUGUUGCUAAUGGGGACUUUGGGGAGUUCGGGUAUGUACCGCCUGAGUACGCGAGCACGUUGGUGGCAUCGUUGAAGGGUGAUGUUUACGGGUUUGGAGUCGUGUUAUUGGAAUUGGUAACUGGUCAGAAACCACUUGAAGUGAACAAUGCAGGGGAAGGGUUUAAAGGGAGUUUGGUUCAUUGGGUGACUUUUAUGUCUAGCUCUGGUAAGAUUAAGGAUACAAUUGAUAAGUCCUUAUGUGGGAAGGGUAAUGACGAUGAGAUUAUGCAGUUACUUCGAGUUGCUUGUACUUGUGUGGCCUCCAGACCUAAGGAUAGACCUUCUAUGUUCCGAGUUUACGAUUCCUUGAAGAAUAUGGCUGAGAAUCACGGUUGUUUAGAGCAGUAUGACGAGUUCCCUAUGUUCUUGAAUGAACAAGAUGUUGUUGAUUAAAUUUAAGACUCUUAAUUUGUUGUAUUUUUUGCUGUCUUGUUGGAGAUUCUCAAAUACGUAAAUUGGGUUUUCCAAUUCCUGCAGCUUGUAUCUUUCUAAUGUUGGAAUUUUUCUGUAUAAUACAAAAAGUUUUGUAUGCUA
Messenger RNA from Spinacia oleracea (spinach), 2148 nucleotides. RefSeq names its product probable inactive receptor kinase At1g27190. The record is from RefSeq and is a predicted model, not a curated record. The transcript has a single exon. Gene Ontology annotation, biological process: protein phosphorylation. NCBI's taxonomy places the organism in Eukaryota, Viridiplantae, Streptophyta, Magnoliopsida, Caryophyllales, Amaranthaceae. Gene Ontology annotation, molecular function: protein binding; protein kinase activity; ATP binding. The coding region runs from base 178 to 2007 and encodes 609 amino acids.